Molecule: messenger RNA, 2205 nt
Organism: Ctenopharyngodon idella (grass carp)
Lineage: Eukaryota; Metazoa; Chordata; Actinopteri; Cypriniformes; Xenocyprididae
Gene: scn3b
Product: sodium channel, voltage-gated, type III, beta
Exons: 8
Coding region: 337-993 (218 amino acids)
Biological process (GO): sodium ion transport; ventricular cardiac muscle cell action potential; regulation of heart rate by cardiac conduction
Cellular component (GO): voltage-gated sodium channel complex
Molecular function (GO): sodium channel regulator activity
Source: RefSeq, a predicted model, not a curated record
AGCUGCAGAGGUUUGACGAUGGAGCAUCUGUACUGCUCAUAUGGAUGCAAAAGGAAACACAAGGAAACCGUAAUCCUUUUCUGUUACUGAUAUCUUCUGAAACAGCUCGUUUUGGAGGCGCCGGAUUUUCUUUACUUCGCGCGAAUUUUCUACAGGAAUCAUUAAGAUCCACAGGUCUUUAGAUUCACGAGCAUCGCCAUGGAACAGCAGCAUCCGCUUCUAGUUUAAGUCGCUUACGGAUGUUUGUAUCUCGACCUCUCUGUGUCAGUGAUGUAAACAUCUGCUGUAAAUAGAAGACUCAAUCUGAGACGCCGCCCUGUUAUUAGAACUCCCAGCAUGGCAACUCAAAUGAGACUUGUGUUGCAUUUGCUAUUGCUGUUUCUAUUUGCUGUGCAGGAGGUCAGGCUGGUGUGUGUGGAUGUGGAUUCAGACAGAGAGGCCAUUGUAGGUCAUGUCAUGAAGUUAACCUGCAUCUACUGCAUGAAACGAGAGGAGAUCUCCGCCGAGACCAAAGUGGUGUGGUCCUACACCGGUCCGGAUAAUAAAACAGUGCCUAUCUAUCUGUAUGACAAUAAGCCACAAGAGCCAGAGGAUGUAGAACUGCAGUGGAAGGGCCGUCUGAUGUGGAACGGCAGCAAGGACCUGCAGGACCUCUCCAUUAGUAUCCAAAACGUCACUUUAAACGACACUGGCAAAUACGAAUGUAAGGUGUCCCGCUUCUUUAAGUUCGAUGCAUUCGAGCAUUCCGCCAUCAAGAUAAUCGAAAUCGAACUGGAGGUGAAAAAGAAAGCGAGUGAAGACACCGCGGCGAUGUACUCUGAGAUCAUGAUGUAUGUGCUCCUGGUGUUCCUCACAUUCUGGUUGCUGGUGGAGAUGGUCUACUGCUACAGGAAGAUCUCCAAAUCUGAUGAACAGGCGCAGGACACUGCGACAGACUACUUAGCCAUUCCCUCUGAAAAUAAAGAAAACCCGGGCCCUGCUGUAACGGAAUAAAAGUCUCACACCAUUACGGUACUGACGAGUCUUAAUAGGAACCGAUUUAAAAUGGAGAACAGGCACUGAAAGCUCUGAAAGCUGCUCUGAGAAACCAGGAGACCUGCCAAAUCAAAUCCCUCUCGUCUUGAUAAUGUUAUGUGUGGAACAAACUCUCGACUGGUCCAUUAUCUCCCACUGACUCAGUGGAAGUCCGCACUAACACACAUCUUAUCUCAGACUGUUGAGGUUCUGUAUGUGUCUGUGUCUGUCCUCAACUUUUGCCUUAGUAGAGACACAAAUACAGCAGCCCAGAGCUGAAGAGCUAUCAUACUGCCUAUACACGCACUUUUCUUAACCAAAUGGCAAUCAUUAUCGUCAGAAUGCCCAUGUUAGCCUUUCCCUCUUUGGUAUAUGCUGUUCUUACUCUUUUGAUAGAAAUAGAUGAAGAUAAGUCUGGAUUACAAUUAGACUUGGUUUUUAUUGUCGUGUUUUCUAUACAAGGAAUCUCAUUAUAGUAUUUAGUUGUUUUUUUAUUAUUGUUUUUUAUUUUUUAAAAAUUGUUCAAGUCACUCAGCUUUGCCACUUUGCAAUCAAUAAUAAGUAAAAUUGGCAGGUAAACAGCUGUAAUAAGGACAUACUGUGUACAGCAGUGAAUGCUCUUUGUGUGAUUGAACACAUGCUGUCAUCCGUGUUUACAUUGUCAUAGCAGACAUUCUUGUUGCAUUAAAGCAAGUUUAUGGGAUUAAGAUUCAUCAGUCAUUGGACAGAACAGCAUAAUUAUUACAUUAUAACACUGGAUGCUUUGUCAACAAUGGCAGUAGCCACAUUGCAACCUUUUGCUUUUGUUCAGUGGUGUUCAGCAGCAGUUGUGGGAUCUGUAUACCUUAAACAUCUGCUUUAUAAUUCUACAGACUCAUUUCAGAUUGACUGAACAGUUGGCUGGAAGUAGUAACAAAAUCUAUUCAGCUCAGCUGUUAAAAUAACACUUGACUAUGUGGUUGUAUUUCCUUUUUUCACUGUUGCUGUUAUGAAUAUAUAGAUUUUUUUUUUUUUUUUUUUUUUUUUUACAGUGGUGCAGGCUUGAUUCACUGUUAACUUUGCCUUUUGCAUUGUUUCAUAUAGGUCAUUGCCACCACACAAACACUGCGCUUGCUCUACCCUGUUAUAAUGGAGCUGCUCAUCACUUGUCAAAGCUUGUCAUGUGUAUUAAAUUAAUGCAUUUAAAAAAGA